ACAGGCAGCUUCGAUCCCGUGACUUGAAGGAAGAGAAUCAGGCCGUCACCGUCACAUCAGGCAACUCUAGCUAUAAGAUUGUGUUGGAUGUACAAGACUUCAUGGGCGGAGACGUGAAGGUGAAGGUGGUGGACGAGAGGGAGUUGUUGGUGGAAGGACGUGUGGAAAAGAAGGAAGAGGGAAGCUUAUCCCUGUCUUCCUAUUCCUUCCGACGCCGUUUCACUCUGCCACAACACACUGACAUGACAGCCAUCACUUCUGUCAUGUCCUCAGACGGUAUCCUUACGAUCACUGCUCCUGCAAAGAAUGGUAAGGUUCAGCAGACCAAAACCAUCCCAGUCACAGUCGAAGGAAAGCGGGCAGUUUCACAGGAAAAAACAUCCUCCUCUUCCACGAAGACAAGUGUCACCAAUGAAUCUAUCAAGGAAAAGAAAGAAGAAUGUGAGUGCCUUCAUUGUUCUGAGAGACAGACAAGCGAAGAGAAAACUUCUCAGAAGCAAAAUGAGAAGAAGAUUCCAAUCAAAAUGAUCGGAUCUGUGACAAAUGAAUCUGAAAAGGUUCGAAGCUCCUCUGCAGACACCUAUGUAAAUUCUCAUGAGAACAUCAGUCAGAAUCAAGUGCAGGAGGAAAAGCAAAGGAAGGCUGAAACCAUCGUUUGUAAGGAAUCAAGCGUUGGAACGUCUACUCAGCUUAAUAGUGGAAGGCAAUUUGGUGAGAAGAGGGAAUGCGAGUCUGAGGAGAAAUCGUCCCUUAUGGAAACUGCAACUUGCCAUGAAUCUGGAAGCAAGUUCGUCCCUAUUAGAAGAAGAGGACUUUUCUUUAGCGAUUCUGUUUUUCAAGACACCAGGAAUGACUUCCACAAGGCAAUUAAGGAAGUGCUAAGGAACUGGGGAGAGGAAUCGUCUAUCUUCGAUGAUCUCACUUGCUACAGAAAUCUUCGGUCUCGAGAUCUUAGAGAGGAGAAUCAGGCUGUCACAUCACUGGAGGACGAAUCUUACCAUAAGUUUGUAAUCGAUGUUCAUGAUUUUAUGAACGGAGGAGAAAUCAGUGUGAAGGCUGUGAACGAUCGAGAGUUGGUGGUUGAAGGUCACUUGGAGAAGAAGGGAGACGGUUCCAGGUCCAGCAAGCGGUUCCUUCGACGCUUCGUUGUUCCUGGAGACAUUCAGCUGGAGGCUGUUACAUCCGUCAUGUCCUCUGAUGGUGUGCUGACGAUUUCGGCUCCGAAAAAAAAGCCAACGAUUGCAAUCAAAGAAAUCAAAGUUCCAGUGAGCAUCAAGGAAAAGGGAAGCAAGAGCCAUACAGAGAUCCAAGACAAAAUUAUCAACUCGGAAGGAAGCAGCCAUGAGGCUUCAUCAGCAUUCAGUAUCAGGUCUGAAAAUCAGUCAAAAUGUGAAGCUCAUAGUGUACAGGAAGCCACCACCAAAGCAUCGUCACGGUCCUCAUCCAGCAAUACUACUUCAUUUACGUCCAAUGAAAGUCAAACACGCAAACACAUGGUCCCAGUUCAUUAUGAAGUUGCAGAUGAAAGCAACAGCCUCGAGCAACUUGAUCACCAGCAUCAAGUUACUAUGAAGGACAACCAAGUCUGUGAUGAUGCUCGAAAAUCGGAGUGUGAAACCAAAGUGUCUACUGCUUCCCUUACAAGUGAACACAAACGGUCUUCAGAAAGCUCAUAUUUGCCCAUAAUCAGGAAGGGUCUGUUUUGUGACGAUCAUUUCUUCGAGAAUGUACGUCAGAACUACAGUCAGGCUGUGAAGGAGGUGUUGGAAAGCGCGAAUGAAUGGUCUUGUGAAAGGGACGCCUUGCAGGCCUACAGAAAUUUACGUCAACGCAAUCUGCAAGUAGAAAAUCAAGCAUUCUCUGUGACUGAGGAUGAACACACACACAAGGUUGUGAUGGACGUACAUGACUUUACUAGCGGGGAUGUGACGGUGUCACUGGUCGGAGGGAGUGAGCUUGUGAUCGAAGGUCAAGCAGAGAAGCAGGAAGGCAGUUGUUCGGCGAGGAAAAGCUUCUGUCGCCGCUUUUUGUUGCCUGAGCUCGUUGAUCGAGACGCCAUCAGCUCCGCGUUGUCCUCCGACGGAAUUCUUAGCGUUAUCUCGACUAAGAAAGGCAAAUCCGACGAGAAGGCAAGCACCAAGGGCUUUUCGAGCGAGACGAGGACCCGGAUGGAGAACCAGACAGACAACGGCCACAGCUGGGAGGAGAGAAAUGUGGCGGAGUCUUCGAAAGAGGCGGACGGCUACAGCGUCCGCACGUUCGCCUCCAGUUCCCGCGCUCACCACCAUCAUUCCUACACGAACCAUUUCUAAAGUGCCAGCUUUUCAAAUCUUUACUUUUGUACUUUAGUUAAAUGUAGAUAUGAUUUAUUUUUAUUGAUUAUUCGAAACCAAAUCUGAUAUGUGAUAUGUGUGGUAUUGUGUAAGAAUGAUGUGGUCUUUACCAGUCGACGAAUGGCAAGAGCUAUUUAGAUGCCAGGAACGAUGACGCAACAGUGACAGAAGAUACGAUUACCUACCAACAUUCCCUAAAUGUGAAUGUGUUUAUCAAUUUUUAGACAACCUGCAAGCCCUAUUUUAUUGAUAAUGUAUAUAAUGUAUAAUCUAAUGAGAAAGAGUGAUUUUCACAAUGAUUUCCAAUAAAUAUACAGAGAAUAAA
This is a messenger RNA of Penaeus indicus, 2658 nucleotides long. RefSeq lists its product as uncharacterized. The transcript is spliced from 8 exons. The record is from RefSeq and is a predicted model, not a curated record. The coding region runs from base 102 to 2312 and encodes 736 amino acids. NCBI's taxonomy places the organism in Eukaryota, Metazoa, Arthropoda, Malacostraca, Decapoda, Penaeidae.